Messenger RNA from Bactrocera dorsalis (oriental fruit fly), 723 nucleotides. RefSeq lists its product as uncharacterized. The transcript has a single exon. The record is from RefSeq and is a predicted model, not a curated record. The coding region runs from base 1 to 723 and encodes 240 amino acids. NCBI's taxonomy places the organism in Eukaryota, Metazoa, Arthropoda, Insecta, Diptera, Tephritidae.
AUGAACGGUUCCACCAUAAAGUGGUACCUGCGGUACCUCCGUGAUGGGAAGACCCCGGGGGUGGCGGAGGCACUAGCCAGGAAUAAGUGCAAAGGGAGCAGAGCAUCCCCGGCGAAGGAGCACAAAGAAGUGUCGGUUCGCGCGCAGAGCAGCGGAAUCGGCGACCGUGGCCCGGUCAGCACCACCUUGACCGCAAGGCGUGGCGACAGCAGGACACUGCCCGCGGACACGUAUGCCCAAGCCGCAAAACGGAAGAGCGGCCAAAUUACGCCACAGGAGCCCCCCAGAUUCAAAAGGUUGAGGGGCACAAGCCCAAAGGCAGCCGGAGACCAACAGUCUGGACCGGCUCCGCACCGGGUGGAGAAGGGGCGGCGCAGAUAUGCGGACGCUGUCAAAGGCAUUCGCAUGGCUGUGCUGCCUCUUAACUACCCGGCGAAGUCGUUGAAACCGGAGAAGCUCACUGUGCUUCAGGACCUCCUCAUGGAGGAGGUGUUUAGAGGGGAGGAUUACGCGGCGUCCUUCCUGGGAAUAGAGUUUAAAGGAGGAAUGCUGCAGGUGGAUUGUAUGGACGAGGAGUCCGCUGACUGGCUGAAGGAGUAUGCUCCAAAGCUGGGAGGCUGGAAGGGCCCUGUCCUCUGCGCGAAGAGGGCGGAAGAUUUGCCAAUCAUGCAUAGCAUGCCGAUGUUCCUCCCUCGGUGCGGGGACCCACCUUGGGUCUGGUGA